Messenger RNA from Chilo suppressalis (striped riceborer), 11771 nucleotides. The record is from the annotation of a GenBank genome assembly. NCBI's taxonomy places the organism in Eukaryota, Metazoa, Arthropoda, Insecta, Lepidoptera, Crambidae.
CUUUGGUCCAAGGUGAAAACCACCGAGACUCUCUAUAGUUUCCGUCUUCGCACAGCAUCAUCUUCGGCCUAAUAAGUAAGAUCUUCUUGUUCAGAAAUGCUACUCUACAAUUGUAAGCAACAUUUCUGUGCUGCACUGGCAUACCGACAUCGAUUAGAAUAUCUUUGCAUGUCGGCGAUUUAAGCAACUCUGCUAGGACUUGCCAACUGUGAAGAUACGUGUCGGACUCGUGAAAGUGGUCCUCACAACUGUAACCGCUAGAAAUCAUAAACAUAAUUAGUCAGAAAAAUAAAACUAGGUUUAUAUAACAGGAAAAUAUAGAAAAAGAGUACUAAUCGUUCGCUUCGAGUUGCCCAUCGAUGACCGUUACAAAAUGUAUCAAAGGCACAUCACCUAGUGAAGUCGACCAAUAGCAUCGACAAAUAGGAUCUGUCUAGGAGCGCGGUGCGGUGAGGCGGGUAGGGUGGGAGCGGACAACUCGAAGCGAACGCGUAGUAGGUACCUACUAAUAAAAUCGUUUUUUUGCGUCCUGUUUCUUUCAUUAUACUCUCAUUAUUUAAAUAAUUUGCAAAAAACCAAAAAAAUAAAUAUACAUAUAUGUGUCGUGUACAUAGGUACCACUCGUGCCAAGAAAGGUCGUCAAUCGUAAUCUUCAUGUAAUUUUGUAAGCCACUUCAGGGUAGCUAUAUAUUUAAUUAACUUGAUUCGAUAUACCUUAGGUAAGAAUGCUCGAUUUUUAAGUCAUUUGAGACCAUGAUUUAAACAGCGAGUUAAUACUUACCAAAUCUCUAGUUCUGGCCCCGUGCGAUAUGAUGCACCCAAUUCUUUAGCCUCCUGUAUAGAUUGCAGAAUUCUGCUAAGAUUUCCCUCAAAAUCCAAUGCCCAUUGAUUUAAUGUACAUACUGCCACAGUCACCUUUCGUCCCAUUUUGAAGACCUUAAACAUAAGUAAUGAUGUAUACUGUUGACCUAUAUUCGGGCUCUAAACCCGUUGGAAUAUCGAUCAAUAUUUUACACACUCCCUUUAAAAGUGACGGGUUUGCACCAAAGUGAAUUACUUAGAUUGUAAUGCAAAAUCUAUUUCAUUGUCAUGUGCAUUAGGAAAACAAAAUAGACAUAAUAUUGAUAAUAAUUAAUUAUAAGUUUUAUCAAUAAAACAGAAAGUUUGUUCAACAAGACAUUUAAGUAGAAAAUAUUAACAUUGAAUACUAUAAGAAUGUCCAAAUAAAGUCAUGCAAUAACUAAACAAAAAUAGUUACAGUGACAAAAUAAGCAAUUGUGUGUUUUUAACAAAGUAGGCUACACCCUUACGUGUAAUACUGAUAGUGAUAGGGCCUUUACUAUUAUUGUUAUAUUUAUACUUUUGUGUCACACCCUAUAGGCUAUAGCGAAAACCCUUGGAAAUAAAUCCCCAAAAUCGGUAACGCCUGAAGGUAACAUUAAAUUCGGACUUUUAGUGCAAGUUGAUCAACAUCAGUUAAAUAAGCAGAAAUGAAAUAACUGUUUACUGCGUAAAAUAAUGUAGAGGUCCUUGACCUUCAUGAAAACAAAAAUAGUAACUACAAUAGUCAUUCAGUCAUUGUCAUUUGAGUGUCCAUAAUCUGAGUCACCUGGGAAUUUAGGCAAUUUGAAUGUAGUCGUAUACAAUCAUGUUUUCUCCUCUUCCAUCAACAUCUGAGUUUAAGCUGUGAAUAUGUACGGUUUGAAGUAAGUUUCAUUGAUGAGUGGCACCAGACAAUAAGUCGAGCAGACUAGGAAAUCGAUCCGGACCACCCGGUACCAAGGGACGGCCAAUCACCUUAAAGCGUCUUUCGACUAACGUAUAAAGUAUGAGUUAUUUGCAAACAAUACUCCGGAUUAUACAGUCCAUAAUUGGAAAAAUAAACCUUUGAUGAUUCUAAUCUAGCUGGCUAAAGAGACAUUUCAAAAGGUUUAAACUAAUAUAGCGUUGCAAAAAUAGCAUUCAAUUGUACCUGUGACUCGUGAGAAUACCUAAGGACGCUCUGUCAACGUCUCAAGAGUUAAGACAUGCAUAAAUUCAGGUAUUCAUCAUGCAAUUAUAUAAUGCUUACGUAGAUCAAACUUGUUUUUCAGUUAACAAUCCUCUGGCCCAAGUCUCUUAGUUUCGAUAAGGAACAAUAUUCCUGCCCCCUAGCAUAAGCACCGCGAUAUGAUAUAUAAUUCGUUUUUAUCACGCUUAAUUGUCAAUUUACUAUGGAGUUUGACAGUUAGACGCGGUAAAAAAUAUGUCAAUUGUGAUCCUCAUCCUACAGGGACUGGUGUGUUAAUUCUGAUAAAUCCUACCGGAUGAUAUGAAUAAAGUUUAGUUCGUUAAGUUAUAUGCAUAAUAUUAAAUUUUUGAAUCUCUUAACCAUAUCAACUUCAAUUUUAAAGUGAAAAAGAAACAAGAAUCUCACUCUUAAUCCCGAUCUUGAUCGUUGAGCUCUAAUCACUGAACCGCGUCAUGGACAAACUUGAUUUCUUCAUUCCGUGUAUAGUAUCUGUCACGUUCACACGUGUUGCCAGUUGCCAUAUAUUUACAUCAAAGCUAUCUGGCCCAAGUCUCUUAGUUUCGAUAAGGAACAAUAUUCCUGCCCCCUAGCAUAAGCACCGCGAUAUGAUAUAUAAUACGUUUUUAUCACGCUUAAUUGUCAAUUUACUAUGGAGUUUGACAGUUAGACGCGGUAAAAAAUAUGUCAAUUGUGAUCCUCAUCCUACGGGGACUGGUGUGUUAAUUCUGAUAAAUCCUACCGGAUGAUAUGAAUAAAGUUUAGUUCGUUAAGUUAUAUGCAUAAUAUUAAAUUUUUGAAUCUCUUAACCAUAUCAACUUCAAUUUUAAAGUGAAAAAGAAACAAGACUCUCACUCUUAAUCCCGAUCUUGAUCGUUGAGCUCUAAUCACUGAACCGCGUCAUGGACAAACUUGAUUUCUUCAUUCCGUGUAUAGUAUCUGUCACGUUAACACGUGUUGCCAGUUGCCAUAUAUUUACAUCAAAGCUAUAUUAUCCCUUGUUUUGACCUUAACUCUAAAUAAAAUAAUUCGAAGAAGGCGCUUGGGUUAAGUGGUUCCUAAAAAAAUAAUUGUUCUUAUUUAAAUCUACUUAAUAAAAUUCAACUAACUGCUUAAUCUGACUAUUAUAAAAACUACUUCAGGAUGGGGGAAAAUGUUUCGAUGACUUACAAAAUUAUAACUCCUUUAUAUAUUUUAACAAGAUACUUGUAUGAGGAAAAGUAUAGUUAACACCUGAAGAAAGUCUUGCACUAACAUAACUUUACUACGCGAUCUUGCGCUUACAAGUUUCAUUUUGAUCAUGAUCAGUGGAUCACUAUCUUGAUUUCAAAAUAUCUAGAUAAAUUUGAAAUUAGAUGCAUCAAUCCGUCAAUCUACUUCGUUCAUUAUCAAUCUGGAUCGUGAUCAUUGAUUUAGAUCGCGAUUGAUUGUGUACCGGCUGCCUAAAGAUAGUGCAAACUAAUGACAUAUUUUCACUAUAAAUAUUGUGUUAUUUAUAUUUCUAAAUAAAUAUACGAAUAAAAAGACAGUUUGCCAAGUCAGGAAAUUGGAAGUCAUUUUAUGGCUUCUCUAACAUACCUAAUGUCUACCUACUAUCAUUGAACUAAUAUGGUAAAACCUAAGGGUAAAGCAAAUAACACAUACACAAAUACCACGGAGUAAUUUAGUAAUUAGUGGUGGCAGUAGUUACCACCUGUUCUCUAUCCCUCUUUAAUAAACGAAGAAUAGACUAGUUACGCUUCAGAAUAAUAACUAAUUGUUAGGCAAAGUGUUGUCCUAAUAUGGUAAAACCUAAGGUUAACGCAAAUAACACAUACACAAAUACCACGGAGUAAUUUAGUAAUUAGUGGUGGCAGUAGUUGCAACCUGUUCUCUAUCCCUCUUUAAUAAACGAAGAAUAGACUAGUUACGCUUCAGAAUAAUAACUAAUUGUUAGGCAAAGUUUUGUCUUUUCGUCGAAUUAAAAAUGUCAUUUAAGUGGUGACAAAACACUGUUAUAACUAGUCUACGUUUAAUUAGGUACUUCUUUUGUGUCGAUUAGGUUUCCUAUCUCAUCUAGCUAUGACGACUACUAUAACAAGCUGACAGCACUAAAUCUAUGGACGCACCAACAUAAUAAUAGACUACGCAGUUUAAAGAUCAAUUGCAAAAAUAAAUCAUAAAAGAAAACAUAAAGUUUUUCUAAAGUACAGACUAAUAUAUAGAAUAAUUGCUGAUAGUUGUAUGUAUGUUUAACAACCACGGUUUAAAAAUUAAAUAACAACAAAAUGCUUACCAACCUCCGCUAAGCUUGAAUAUAAUCCUCACGUUCAUCGAUUAUACAAAACUGUUACCAAGGUAAAAAUUUUCUGCCACAAUGAACUAUAUUUUUACUGACGAUAAGCAUGACUUUAGUUUGCAUACCUGAAUGCAAUCGUCUCUAAUUAAACCAAGUUUUAUGUUCCUCUAGAAUAUUUUAAAAAACAAAGUUUACACAGAUCAGCAUAUCUGCUAACAUUCACGUAGACUUAAUAAUGUCGUAUACUGAAUUGCCAAAAAUCUUAUAUCGCCAUUUUAUAAACGCUUAGUAAAAUACUAUAUACUCCGUAUUAGACUAGGCAGAUAUUUAAAAAGAGUAUCAAAAGGCCGCAAAAUUGCCACCGCACCUCUAUGUGUCUGAUGUACCUAAAAUACUUGCGCAAACCCCAUACCAAGAUUGAAAUAUUUUUUAAACUCAUUUUAGCCUGUAGCUUAGAAACCAGCAUAUCCACUAUCUAUUCAAGUAUCAUUCGCGAAAAGCGCUGAACCCAGAUAAAAUGAUUUCUGUUCUAUACUUAAAUUAAAACAAAAAGAGAAGAUACGCGCUGAACACUCACAAACAACAACAAAUAUAAAAGGAAAUUUUAUUUUUUUAUCAUCAUUGUAAAAACAUUUUAUAUAUCAUUGUAAAAUAGAAAAUAUCUAUGUAGUAAUAGCAGGUUUUUCCGUCCGAUUUUGUUUGCGUAAAUUCAUUGAUUUUCCAUCAAAACUUUAACCACUUCAAGUUUGAUUUUCCGCGACAAAACAAAGUAAUCCUCUUAGGGCCUACCUCCGUUUUCAUAAUACCCUUUAUCAAAAUUCAUCAAAACCGGUUUAACGGCUUAAGUGUGAAAGCAGACAAACAAAGUUACUUUCACAUUUAUUAUAAUUAAGUCAGUAUAGAUGAUAUCCAAAAAUAAUACGUGUGUAGUAAACCUUCUAAUAAUAAAAUGACAAAGGCUGACUGAUUGACUCCUUGCCUGCCUGAGUGUUGUACCUAGAAAGCGUAAUUUUUGCACAAGGUUACCCUUAUGACGUUGACAAGAAAUAAAGUACAUUUUGAAAUUUAACCCCUAAAGGGCUAAAAUUGAGGUUCAUAAUAUUGCGUUUCAAAUCUUGCUUAAAGUAACUAUACCUAAAGAACAAUAAACAAAAUAAGUGCAGUGAUUCAUGAUUUUCCCAAAACUAACUUGUUAGGAGCUGAAAAUUGAGAUGCAUUCUUAUUUACGCACUGACCUAAUACUUACACCCAGAGAGUCCCAUUAUGACGUUCAAGGAAUAGGAGAGGAAAUUUUUAAAUUCAACUCCCAAAGAAUUAAAACGGGGUUAUAAAGUAUGACCUAAUUUCUAAAUUAACGGCGACGAAGUCGCGGGCAUGAGCUAGUUAUUACUAAUUAUAUCCACUAUUACUCGCGUAGGUAGAGUGUAAUGACAUGAUACGUACAAAAAUGCAACGUCACUUUCAUCAAGCAAAGCCAUUGAAAUUAUCACCAAAGAGGUUACCAAGGCAUUUUCACCAUGAAAAUUAAAAAUUAUAUGAGUACGUUAUAUUGCAAAUUAGAAAAGAGCAGAAUAGUAAUUUCGUUUACAUUUUGUAUUAUAUUUCCUUUUAAGUGUUUGGUUGGUUUGGUACCACUACUAACAAUAAAAUAAGACACUAUAAAACAUACCUACUUUAAAAUGUAACUUAAAAAUUUAAAUAAGUCUGAAGACAUGUUAUAUAAAAUACUAUAGUGAAUGAUUAAAGCAUUAAAAUGUAAGCUGUAAUUAUCUGUAUUUGAAAUAUUAAAUAUAGUGUAGGAACUAUCUAUUACUUUUUAAGUCUAACGGCAGAUUAAACUUUCACGAAGAAGUUUCCCCACAAACGAUACAACUUUCCAACACUAGGCGAAAGUGCAGUCACCUUUCAGUGUCUUUCAGCCUUCGCAAAACACAGGUUACACCACAGACACGGCUAGAAUACCUAGAAGCACGUACCUAAUUCAAAAUAAUUAUCGUGAUUAUGAUUCUCGCAACUUGUUACAUCGGCCCCGGCAUAAUUAGUUUUUCUGUGUAUCUUAAAAAUAAAUUCUAAGAAGGCAUUCUUAGUCAUAUGCUUUAUAACUGUACUGUUGAAACGCCUGGCAGUCUUGCCUAUACAAAGCACGGAGAGACUACAGAUUGUAGGGGGUGAAUAAUUCUUCAGUCUAAUAUUUUCUAGCAGAAGCCCUAUGAUAGACAACGACAGUGUAAACGAAAUAAUAACAAUGGCAGAACAUUAUUAUGCUGUUGAAAAUUUGGAAAGUCAAGAAAGACUUGCAGAGAUCAAUAAAGGGACAUUUUUAUCAAAUUUUCUUCAAAAUAAUAUCAAGACUAAUCAAAUUGAAAUUAAUACUGAUAUAAGGACAUUUAGGACUACCGCAAAAUUAAAAGAGCCACGUGAUUUAUUUGCAUUACCAAAAGAAUUAGACUGUCCUCAACAGGCGCCUAGAUGGCCUUCAGAGUGUCAGGUAGUUGAAGAGAGGAUACAACAUUUGUCAUGGAAUCCUGCGUCACCUGAACCAUAUUAUGUACCAACUGGAAAAGAACUAAAGCCACAACCAGUCGGUGAAGACGCUGGUACAGUAAUAUUUCAAUAUUAUCCAAUGAGUGCCGUUAAUUACUUUAGCCGUUCCACGGUUGGAGGUUCAAGACUGUUUUUAUCAGCUUGCGCUAGUGCCAGCCCGAGUGCAGGAGCCGAAGAUGAACUAAGAUUUGAAUCUCGAUUUGAAUGUGGUAAUCUUGCAAAAGCAAUAAAAAUUACUUCGGCUUACUACGAAUUACAUCUUAGAACUGAUUUGUACACUAACAGACAUAUGCAAUGGUUUUACUUUAGAGUGACUAACACUAAGAAGCAAAUGAUGUAUAGGUUUUCAAUAGUAAAUCUAUCGAAAGGUGAAAGUUUAUACAACGAAGGUAUGCGACCUUUAUUAUAUUCCACCAAGGACGCACAACUGCAUUCAAUAGGAUGGAGACGCUGUGGUGAAAAUAUUGCAUACUACAAAAAUGAAUCUACAUCGGAGGAGGAAGAUCAAUUUCCCAGUUAUACACUGACAUUCAACAUAGAAUUUCCACAUACAGAUGAUGCGGUUUACAUAGCUCACUGCUAUCCAUACACGUAUUCAGAUCUGCAAGAAUAUCUUUCGCGGCUUCAAGCUCACCCGGUGAAAUCGACAUAUUCAAAACUAAGACUGCUUUGUCGCACACUAGCCGGUAACAAUGUGUAUUACUUAACGGUCACAGCUCCACCAAAUCCCAACGAAAUUGAGCAAAAGAAAAAGAAAGCUGUAAUAAUAACAGCGAGAGUGCACCCUGGAGAAACACCUUCGUCGUGGAUGAUGAAAGGUUUUAUGGACUAUUUAACGGGAGAUUCCAAUCAAGCACGAGAACUACGAGAAAAAUUUAUAUUUAAAUUGGUGCCAAUGUUGAAUCCAGACGGUGUAAUUGUUGGCAACAAUCGCUGUUCACUGACCGGAAAGGAUCUAAACAGGCAAUACCGAACAGUUAUUAGAGAAACCUAUCCACCAGUUUGGCACACUAAAGUAAUGGUACGAAGAUUACAGGAGGAAUGUGGGGUUGCAAUGUAUGUAGAUCUGCAUGCACAUUCCCGAAAACACAACGUUUUCAUUUACGGAUGUGAGAGUCGUAAAACUAGUGACAAACGACUACAGGAGCAAGUAUUUCCGCUUAUGCUCCAUAAAAAUGCUGCAGACAAGUUCUCAUUUGAAAAUUGUAAAUUUCGAAUACAACGCAGUAAAGAAGGGACUGGUCGAGUAGUCGUUUGGAUGUUAGGUGUAGCGAAUAGUUACACAAUGGAAGCAUCAUUCGGUGGGUCAGAAUUAGGAAGCCGAAUGUCAACACACUUCUCAGUACAAGAUUUCGAAAGCUUAGGAAAAACGUUCUGCGAAACACUAUUAGAUUUCUACGACGAAGAUCCCAGUAAAGAAAGAUUAAGGACUAAAAUUGUAACCAGACUAUUGCAAGAAGGAUCUAAUGCAGAUGAACCCACUAAUAUAGAUUUAUCUGAUUAUUCCAGUGAUGAAGGAGAUACGUCUAGCAGUAGUUCAGAAGCUUGUGCAGCUAAGGAGCCAAUUGAUAUGGCACAGCCUGCACCACCACCGUCACCUUUACUGCCUAGUAUAAAUAGGAACAUCACUGAGGUUAUAAGAAGGCCUCGACCGAAGUUAGAAAAGUUAAAAAGAAUUGAAAUAAAAAAUCCGAAGCGAGAAACUCUUCAGGUAUCUAGAGCCACAAUAGAUUUAACGUCAGAUGCUAUGACUGAUGCUACAUCAGAUGGUGAAUCAUUAGAAGAAAAUCUUAGUCCUAUCAGAAAAGUGCAUAAACUACUGCACUCAUCACCAAAACCGAAACCUAGGAGAAGAAAAAAAAUGCCACCGGAAUUAAAAAUUAUACCCGCACAUACUAGUGAUUCACCAUACCACUCUGAUUGUGAAAAGAAACUCCCUAAAUCUGGACGACCCCGAAGUGUAUCAAUGUUUAAUGAAACAAUUGACAAGCCUAAACUCAAUCCUGCUUCCUGGCACAGAUUUAAAGGACUACCUCCACCAAAGCACCUGUCAGAUAUUAAGAACAAAAAUUCACAACCUACAGAAUUACAGGUAAAACUUAACUGUUUGAAAAGAAAUGUCUGGACAGGGACGCAAACUGAAGAAAAAGGACCGCUAUCCUGGGGCAUCUCUAGCUUUGCUAUGAACUCUUACUUUACGGAUAGUGAGGCAUUACUAAGGUCAUGUUCCAAAAAGUUAGAAGAGUUGGAAGGGGAUAGAAAGAAGAAUAAAGAGGAGAAGAAGAAAAAGAAAUCUAAAAAGAAUCUUCUCAAGGUGCCAAAUAUUGUAGAAGACAUAAUGGAACCUUACAGUAAACCAAAACCUUCAAAGAAAAAAGGAAAAUUAAAACAUUCAAAGUCAGAAAAUUCUCAUUAUAUGAAUAAUCCAAGUUUCACAGAUAUACCAACUAAAAAUGUGCCAUCAUUGAUACAGAAAUCUAACCCCAGUGAUAGCAGACAAGGGAAAAGCCGCUUCAGGAAGAGCGCCAUAAUAACUACUGCAAUUCAAACUAAGAAAAACACCAACAAAACAAACUCCUCAGUAAUAUCUGAUAAUUCUGAUACUGAUGAUUCAAGUCAAUUUAUAAGAAAAAUUAGAAAGAAAACCAAAGUGUUAAAACCAAAAUUAAGAAAAGCUACCUCUGAUAAUAAACUUAAAACUUAAUUUAACAGCUACUUUGGUGUUCUGAUCAGAAUUAUUUUAUUAUUUAAACCUGUAAGUCUCUUAUUUUAGCAAUAAACAUGUGGAUUAUUUAAAUGUGAGUAAAAUAGGCAUUAUUAGUGGUUGAUUUGUCAAAGUAUAAUUGAUAACAAUUUGUUAAGUUUCUUAUAUAAGUUAUGAUCAGAAUUAUUUAUAUUAAAUAAAAUUAAACCCUUUAAUUGGAAAUAAAAUAUGCUAAAUAUAUUAAACAAAUAAUUAAUUUCCCCAGUGAAAUGUUAUCUAAACUGAAGGUUAAAAUGCAGCAAUAAUACAUAAAUAAAGUCUGAAUAAAAUGAUGUAAUAUAGCUAUAAUUCCUUUAAUGCACCAAAUAGGUACCUCAUCAAAAUAAUAAGUGUCAGAUCCAAGGUCUGUUGAAAUGAAAUAAAAAUAGUCCAAAAUGCCUACAUUAUUUAAUAACUAAAUGCAUGCAAAUAAGAUACUAGUGAAUAUUUACUUACUAGUAUUUUAUCCGUGAUAUUUUCGCAGUCGUCGACGUAGUUGCACGUUAGUUUUAAUAAGUAAAAUACAUUCAAAAAGUUUAAAGUAAAGUUUAUUUUAUGUAGUGAAACGUCAAAACACAGGUCUUCUUUUUUUUCGUUCUAUUCUUCCCUAUUGCAAAAGGCAAAGCCAUGCAGCCAUCGUCUUAUUUUUGUAUCAAUAUUCUUUUUUUUACAUUAGUAUAUGGGUGUGACACAUUCUAAUGUUUCUUGGAGUGUUUGGUACAAAAUAUAUCGAGUCAGCUUUCUCGAAAAGCUUCUGUGAGGUAGUCAACACUGCAAUAAAGUUUUUACGUCCACUUGACCGGAAUAACAUAUAUUUUAAAGAUUCCGUUAAUUCUUCAGUGGCGCACACGGUUGUAACACAAAAUCACACCAAUUUUAUUUCACAAUAUCCACUAUGAAUGAAUUCAACAAUAAUUAAAAUAAGACGCCAACCGCACUCGAUAAAUUCCCGCCAAAACCCACAGGUCUUCUUCUUUUAUUAUGGCAUGACGGCUAAGGCUAAUCUUGCCAAUUGCCAUAUGCAAGCUUCAUUUGAUGUAAUUGGGUAGUAAAUCAAUUAACCCGUAUUUAUCCCAACCAAACCUAACCUAGCCUACCCAAUUGCAUAUAAAAUGACGGACGGAUUUUAUAAUGCUUACCCAAUGAAUACAGAUCAAUUAACUUUUGACUAACUCACAGAGGGUUAGGUUAAGUGUUGCGACCUAAACUUAGCGCGAGCAAAGCGAGCGAAAUAAUUGCAUGAAAUUUAUAAAAUAAUAAUAGUUACCUACCUACUCAAUAUUAAGUCCUUACCUAAUAUAAAAAAUACAGUUAUAUUAGUGGUAACAAAAUAUUUGUAUGAAAUCAGUCAAAAUAUACGGUUACGUUGCUUGGUAUGAUAAAUGUAAAAAAAAUAAGAGACAUAGUAAAAAAAUCUUUUUUCAACAAACGUUUGUCAACCAACUUGUUUGGGUCAAGUUAGACGAAGCAGCACAAAAAGCGUUCACAACCGGAGUAUUAGCUGGAAGUGCCAAUAUCCUUAAUUCUCCAGUGUUAGAAAACUGAAGAGCAUUACUUAUUCGAGCUCCAGAAGACGAGGCUCCUGAUAUUUGGGGUUCUCCGGUAAUUGGAUUGAAGCUACUACAUCUAGUUCGGGCCAAUAUGCAAGAAGUAACAUUUGUAAAAAACCUGACGUUGUCUGUAUCAAGCGUUAUGUUGACACCUGUACGCGCUUCUCUCGUACAUUGAAUUAUCUGAAAUAUCAAGCAGAAUACAGUCAAAUAAAUAAAAUAUUCAAUACUGUAAUUAUAUACCUACUCAAUUUAAAGAUAUUGAGAAUCCAUUGGUUCAACACAAUAGUUAGGUAUAAUGCGAUUCAACUAAGAAUAGGAUCGACGGGGCGCCAUAUUGUGACGUCAAAGCUGUCAAUUCAAACGAAAAAGGUAGAGUGAGCAAAAAAGUUUUUAUUUAAUAAAAGUUAUUUACUGAGAUUAAGUGAGAAAAAACAUCCGAUUUUAUAAUAAAAUUUAUUUACUAAAAUUGAGAAAAGAAAAUAACCGAUUUUCAAUAAUAUUUAUUUAUUAAGACUGUGCGAGAAAAAACAUUAAUCAGAAUUAAGCCCUUCAAUUCCGCUCAUCUCUGCAUUACCGCCGGAGUAGUUAUGAAUAAUCAUGCACUAUUACUAGGUCACAUACGAACAUGUAUCCUAUAUGUAAACC